CAAAGCUCAUUUUUCCCUCGUUCUCUCUCUCUCUCUCUCUCUCUCUGUAUCGGUUUGCCCGCCAAGAAAUCCAAUUCUCACAAACCAAACAGAGCUCUUCACAAUUCCCAGUAAUUUCAAUUCCAUUCUCAUUUUUCCAACUCCCAAAGCUUGGUGCUAUUUCCAGCACACCAAGCAAAAAUGGGACCCGGAAAAAUCGACAACCACCCGAGUCCCUCCAAACAAACCCUUCCUCCAAAUCCACACUCCUUCAAAACCCUAAUCCUCUUAAUCCAAUCUUCCCCACAGGAUUUGAAGCCAUCGCUCACCAAAUCAAUCUACUUCCUCUUGCUCCACUCGUCGCUAAACGCACCGCUUCACCGCUCCGAUUUCGAGUCCGUGCGUACUCUCUCAAACAUUCUGUUCGAAGAUCUCGAUCGGCGGUUCAAGCAGUUCUUCUUCUCCGACCUGCGCGACGUUUUCCGGGGAACGAGGUCGAGUGCGAAGGUGUGGGCCAGCGUGGAGCAGCUGAUUUUGAUCCUGAGGUGCUGUAUGGUUGUGUUGAAUUUGUUGGAGUUCGAUCCGAAUUUGCUUUGGAAGAAAGUUAGGGUUCUGCUUCUGAUUGUUAGGGUUUUGGUUUCUCUAGUGAGCGAGAGUGAGAAGAGCGAGAGUAGUGUUAAGUUUGAGAAGUUGUUUGGUGAUAAUGAUGAUGAUGAUGGUUGCACUGCCUCUGUGGCUGAGGACUUUGUGGCUUCGCUGUGUUUUCUCAAACCAUUGGAUCCUUGCCGGCCAUUUUUAUGCGCCUUGAUCGAGGUUUUGGCGGACGAGCUUCUAAUAAAUAAAUCAUUGAGAAAGUGCUUUAUGCUAGUUGAUUCUGCUUCCGGAAAUGAAGCACUGUUUAUGUGCCAUUUUGGUCAUGGGGAUAUUGAAAGUGUGCUGGAGGUGGUUUCUGUUCAUUUUGUCCUGUCAGUUUCAGAUGGGCAUGCAUUUGAUAAUUUCAUUAACAGGUUAGUGUGGCAGCAUGACAAUGAUUUUAGAAUUCCUGAACUGAGCCUCACUCCAGCCAUGUCAUUGCUUUUCAAUCCUGUCAUUCUUUCUGCACCAAAAAUGUUCCAGGCCCAUUUAAUUUCAUUGGUUUCGGAUGCCAUUGGCAUUGGCAUGUCUUCUAAGAAUUUGAGUCCAGAUCUUGGACUUAUGAAUUGCUACCUUACUACAUUUGAAAGGUCUGUCAUCUUGUACAGCAAACUCAUGUCUAGUUUGCAAGUGGGCGAUCAUUCUAUAGGAUCUACAGGUUCUGUCAAUCCAUGCGUGCUUGGGAAAAGUAAUCUGACUUUUGACUUAUGUGUUCAGCAAGGAACAAUAAAUAGAGUUUAUAAAGUAGUUUCCAAGGCAGAUGAUUUGUGGGAAUUUUAUUUACGCAAUAUGUUCUUUGGAACAAAGUCUGACUUGAUGACUGGAUCUAUUUCAUAUUUGAAAGAGAAUGGACAUGUUUUUGAGGAAUCAAGCAGAGAUGAGAAUUUGUCAAUCUUAGAUUGUAUAAUUCUUAAUGCUUUUUCCGAUGAUGUUAGUGAUACUGUAUUGUACAAAAAGGGGGAGACAAAUACCCAAGAUAUUUAUCUUCUUGCUUCUAUAUUGAAGUUAAUGAGUAGUUCAUUGGUACAAGCAAUUUGGUGUUUAAGGCAUAGUGGGAAUUUGGGAUGUCUGAAAUCCUUGGAAAAUGCUGCUUCAUGUAAGGAAUAUGAUUUUAUGGUGGGCAUAAUUCACUGUUUUCAAGAAUCCAGUGUAUAUCUUCCAGUUCAAAGAUUCUUGUGUGACAUUAUGAAAAUUUACCCAACAAGACAUAAGGAGUCCAAGUGGAUGUUUUUGCACUUUUCGGGCUUGCUGUCUUUAAGUUUUAAAAGUGGGCUUAAUUUCUUGGUGAAGGGAUGUAUCUCCAUGAUGAUGGCACUGAUUAAUCUAUUUGCAUUUGAAGAGGAUAAUUUGGCAGCUCUAAGGUCAUUGCUUGGUACCGGAUCUGUAGCCUUGUCAUCAGUAUCAUCCUAUGAUAAAGUUCAAGAGGCCCGGCUGGAACAUAAAUCUAGUAAAAGAGUUGCAUCAAGAUUUCAAAAGAUUCAGAUGCUUCACUUAAGCACGGAUCUCAGAAGCUUUGACCAGAAAUUACAAAAAGAGCAAGCAGAAACUUCACAGAAUGUGUCCAUCCUUAAUCACAUGAAGGAGUCUGUUGAUGGCACAGAGGAGGAAACAGUGAAAACCUGUAAUGGGGAGACGUUCCUGAAAUGCAUGUUAGGAGACUCUAAAAAUUUACCUGAUUUUGAUGAUCUAGCAGAUUUCAUUGAGUGCAAGCGUGGGAAGGAUUAUCAUAUUUGGUUGAAGGAUAAACAAAGACAUCGUAAAUGGAAAGGUGAGAAGAUGGCAGUCUUAAGGUUUAAGAAAAAGAGAAAGACUUGGAAGCUUUGGAAGCUUAUGAAAAGUCUGAAAAAUUAAAUCAUGUAUAGCUUUGUAUCUAUUUUGCACUAGUGUUGUAGGUUGACCAGCAAAUUUCUGUAGUAUAGAAAAUAGGUCCAGUAUACAACCAUCAUGAAGAUGGAAUCUCAAGUUUAAACUGGUGUGUUGCUUCUUAUAAACUAUGGUUACGCUUAUGUCUCUAAUAUUUACUUUUUGAGGAUGGGAAAAAUUUAUUGCCCAGGCUGUUUCUCUUGUU
Messenger RNA from Quercus lobata, 2680 nucleotides. RefSeq names its product 2-isopropylmalate synthase. The coding region runs from base 181 to 2463 and encodes 760 amino acids. Lineage: Eukaryota; Viridiplantae; Streptophyta; Magnoliopsida; Fagales; Fagaceae. The transcript has 5 exons. The record is from RefSeq and is a predicted model, not a curated record.